Gigantopelta aegis is the source of this 3045-nucleotide messenger RNA. Its product is annotated as alpha-(1,3)-fucosyltransferase C-like. The record is from RefSeq and is a predicted model, not a curated record. The transcript is spliced from 3 exons. The coding region runs from base 72 to 1268 and encodes 398 amino acids. Lineage: Eukaryota; Metazoa; Mollusca; Gastropoda; Neomphalida; Peltospiridae. Gene Ontology annotation, cellular component: membrane. Gene Ontology annotation, molecular function: alpha-(1->3)-fucosyltransferase activity.
GCAGACGUUAAAUUGUGAAGUGAAGCAGACGUGAAGAACACAGACGUCUGUACACGUCGUCUGCGACAAUCAUGGCAGAAAGGACUUGUCUGCAGGGAACCAAAACCAUUCGUCUUUCUUUAACUAUCAGAAAACGAAAAGGAUAUCUCGUCUUCCUGUUAUUAUGUAUUACGGCUCUCCUUUUUGGAACAUACAUAGAGUUGCUUUAUAUCAUCAGAUGUUUCAGUGAGUCCGUGAAGAAAGACUUUCAACAGAGUGAUGUUGUUUCACUGAACACGUUACGACAUGGUGACGCUGUUAAUACGAACCAGCGAUCCAUCUCCUCGGUAAAACAAUUCGACAUUUUUGGCGGGAAAGAAAAACUUAUCGUAUGGUACAACGCCGCCAGACAACACUGGAACAAGUCGUUUACUGGGAUUGCUAAUUGUGGUCAGCACAGGUGUAAGAUAUCUCAGAAUCCAGAUCACGUUCCACAAGCAGACGGAGUUAUUGUCAAUGCUUUUUAUCUGAAGCCUAACGAGCGACCACGCAAUCACAGUAUGAAACAAAUGUGGAUAUUUUAUUGCAAAGAACCUCCUUCCAAUUUGUACAGUGUGAAAUUUCCUUCCCGGUACUGGGGGAAGGUCUUCAAUUGGACUCUCACAUAUCGGGCGGAUUCCGACUUCGUCUUUCCGUACGGAGCUCUGUACGAAAAACGAAAUCCCGUAAAGAGGGACUGGAUGAAAAUUGCAAAAGAGAAAAGCAAGUCUGUUGCUUGGUUUGUGGGCAACUGUAAAACGUCAAGCAGACGCGAAGACUAUGUGAGAAAGCUGCAAUCUUAUGGCAUCAACAUUGACAUUUAUGGCCGAUGCGGGAAGUUCAAGUGUCCCAGAAAGGACGAACGUGCAUGCUUGAAAGACUAUCGUUUCUAUUUAGCUUUUGAAAACUCCUUCUGUUCAGACUAUGUCACAGAAAAGUUUUUUAAGACAUUCGAACAUGACAUAAUUCCCGUGGUACGCGGCGGAGCAAAUUAUACCCACUUGUUUCCAAGAGAGUGUGUAAUCAACACCGCAGACUUCAGACAUAUACGAGACUUGGGCAGUUAUUUACUGCGUCUGGAGAAAAACCUGACAGAGUAUGCCUCUUACUUGCAGAGCAAGGGUCGAUACAGAAUUGGAUAUCCACAGCCAUGCGGUGCAAGAAGGAUGAACUCUCCAGUGAAGGAUCUCCUUUUGUUGCCGGAUUUUCCCUGUAAUUACACAUUUUAUAACCCUACCCCUAUUUCCUGAACAGCAAUAUUUCAAUGGAACUGUUAACAGUGACUAAAUAAAACACAUUAUAAAAUAUGUAUUAGGAUCAGCAAGGCAAAAAUAAUGGAAAAGCAAGUUAGUGGAAUAUAAAUUUCAGAAAUAGAAGCAAGUGUUAGGGUCUCACGUAACACUUUGUUUACAUUAUGUAAUGCAAUUUACAUCACUUCACAACAGUAAGUUCACUUGAAGUUUAGAUUGACACCCUCAAAUGUUCUGUUUCAGGAAUUUUAUUUCACACAAAUCUACAUUAGGCUGCUAAAUACUACUUAGGUCCAAUAUUUAAAGUGAAUUUGACGUUAUAACGUAUAUGUUGGUACGAUGCCAUUAAAAUGAGCUCUCAGACUAAAACCAAUUAAAAGUCCAUGUUGUUGAUUAAAAAUCCAUAUUGAUCAUGUACUUAUUGUUAUCUUUGUGAUAUAACCAUGACUACAAAAGUAUUAUUGUUUAAAAUUGUAUCUUUGUACAGAGUUGGAUCGUACUCAUUAAAUCCAAUGGAUUUUAUUUGAAGUUGAUUUAUCAUACACCAAAACAUUCUAAUUCUAAUAAGUGUGAUUUUUUCCACAUUUGAAACAAGAGAGUGGCUUUUUGAUUGGUGGGUUUUUUGUCUAUUGGGGUUUUGUCCUGGAUUCUGUAAGAUACCACUAGCUUUUUUCAGUUAUCAGAUCCUUUUCCAAUUUAAGAAAGCAAUUUUGCUGUGAGAAUGAUCUGUAAAUACUUCCAUUUAUUACCCCAAUGGGCACUGUACAAUAUUAUUAGACGAUUUGGCACUUAAAGCCAAAGAACAUGUUGGAGAUGCAAGCCAAAGACCAUGUCGGCUUUAAAAAUGACAUCAUCAUGAUUUAGCAAACGCACACUUUACAUUUAUUUGUAUUCAUUAUUAAAUUUUCACUUUUGUAAUAAAUAUUUUAAUACAAUUGAUUAAAGAUUUUUUUAACUGAAUAAAAAGAAUUUUGUUUUUUUUAACAUCAUCUGUGAAUGUGAAUAAAAUAAAAAUAGCAAUAUUCAGAAGAGUGGAAAUGAUGCUUUACAUCAAUUCUGUAGACAUAAUUAAUAUAUUCUGUGUGUGUGUAUGGAUACCUAAAAUAAAAUGCUUUUUCCAGAAAUGUUUUACUGAGGUAAAAAAUAGAAUAAUAAACUCAGUACCAGUUAUCAAAUUUACUUUCCCUCAUAAAAUCAUUUUCAUUUGUCACUAACCAAAACUCGUGACAACUACAAAUUAUUUCACUCAGAACCUAAAUUUGAUAGUAAUCAAUAACUUGUUUACUUGCUUUUUUGUCAAAGUUAUUAGAUGAUUCUUCCAAUCUAAGAAAAUAUUUACUGAUAAGGUUGAUUUUAUAGCCUAUCAUUUUAAUUGUUCUGAAACAGUACAGCCGAGUUCAGCCAUAAAAGAUUUUACAAAUUACACAUACGUGUAUAUAUAUGGAAGAUCAAAAGAAAAGCAAAAAAUAAUUUAGUUUUCUUAAUUUUAGAUUAUUCAGUUUGAAUCUCCUUGGUUUCUUUUGUCUAUUAAACUUAUCAAUGUCUUGUCAAUACUCUACGUCCAUUUUGACAAUCUAGUGAAUUAGUUUGAUCAUGAAAACCUUACAGUACAUUAAAACAUUUGAUUAUUUUGUUUUUCAGUGUAUUUACUCUAUAUAGACCAGUAGUAAAAUGCUCGCUCGAUUCGAUGCACAGAUGGUCUGGGAUCGAUCCCCAUUGGUGGGUCCAUUGGGCUAUUUCUCGUUCCAGCCAGUGCACCACGACUGGCAUAUCAAAG